Molecule: messenger RNA, 1206 nt
Organism: Branchiostoma floridae (Florida lancelet)
Lineage: Eukaryota; Metazoa; Chordata; Leptocardii; Amphioxiformes; Branchiostomatidae
Product: phospholipid phosphatase-related protein type 5-like
Exons: 6
Coding region: 253-1206 (317 amino acids)
Biological process (GO): signal transduction; phospholipid dephosphorylation; phospholipid metabolic process
Molecular function (GO): phosphatidate phosphatase activity
Source: RefSeq, a predicted model, not a curated record
UCUUAUGCAGAGGCGUUAGAAAAAUCGUGAUGAGGCGGUUUUGUAGAACAGUCCCUCCAACAACAUUCAGCGUUGUAUCAGUCCGACUUUCAUGAACAGUGUUGUUCCAGGUCUUGUGAUUUUGCGUCGCCUCCCCCAUUUUCGUCAUUUUUGUCUUCAAGUCCCACUUUUCUUACGGGUCACCCUCCCUCUCCCAGUGUCCAAAUUAUCCAGAAGCGGUACAGGAAUCGCGAGGAGAGCCGUUUGUGAGAAAUGCCGACCUACACGGAACAGAAGCCGUCCUCUACCAUGGGGAACAGCGCACUGCCGUGCCUAUGCUGGCUGGAGGUAGGUGUGAUCGAGUUGUUCCUGUUCGGCGGGCUGGUGACUCUCGCCUACCUCCUGCACUUCACAGAGAUCAUCCCCGUGGUUCAGCAGGGGUUCAUCUGCCAGGACAUCGCCCUGUCCAAACCGUUCGCCGGCCCGAGCGAGGCCGUGCCGUGGCCGGUCCUGUACGCCAUGGCGUUCGGCGCGCCUGUAGUUCUGAUCCUGGUGGGCGAGCUGAGUCCCGUGCUGUACCAGCUGGGGGUGGGCGCCAUGCGGGACCGGGCCGCAACUGCAGGCCAGCAGGGCGUGCCCACAUUCCUGCGCAGACUGGUCAAGUUUACCGGCCUACAUCUCUUCGGCGGCUGCUCGGCGCUGGUCCUGUGCGGACUGGGUCAGGUGAUGACGGGAAGUUUGGCCCCGUACUUCCUGUCCGUCUGCAGCCCGAACUACACCCUCCUGCCCGUGGUCUCCGCCUCCCCAGACGGACCUUCCUGCGUUCCCGCCACUUUUAUUACAGACGAUAUCUGUGAUGGGAGCGCUGAGGAGGUCUACAACGCGCGGCGGUCCUUCCCGUCGCUCCACGCCACCCUGAGCUGGUACGCCGCUGUCUUCAUGGCGCUGUACGCGUCCUCCGCGCUGUGUCUGCGGGGCACCAGGCUGAUCCAGCCGCUGCUGGUGAUGGGGCUGCUGGCCCUGGCGUUCCUGAGCGCCGCCAGCCGGGUCACGGAGUACCGCAGCCACGCUGUAGACGUUCUGGGCGGCAGCGUUCUGGGAGCCGCUAUCGCCGUGUAUCUGGUAGGAAUCCUUUCCUUCUGUCUCCGAAUAUGUAGUGUUUCUUUGGUAUCCAAAAUCAGACUGACGAAAACAACAGAUCCUCACAUCACGCACGGUCCAUUUUGA